Cololabis saira (Pacific saury) is the source of this 4013-nucleotide messenger RNA. Its product is annotated as phosphatidylinositol 4-phosphate 5-kinase type-1 gamma-like. NCBI's taxonomy places the organism in Eukaryota, Metazoa, Chordata, Actinopteri, Beloniformes, Belonidae. The transcript is spliced from 18 exons. The coding region runs from base 138 to 2579 and encodes 813 amino acids. Gene Ontology annotation, molecular function: phosphatidylinositol kinase activity. Gene Ontology annotation, biological process: phosphatidylinositol metabolic process. The record is from RefSeq and is a predicted model, not a curated record.
UCGGCAGCCACUCAUUUUCAAUACAUUCUUGGCACAUAUUUACGUAACGCAGGCAUGGUAGUGAACUGAAUGAGCUGCAGCGUGAGGAAUCGUGCAUUGAUCAGUCUCGUCCCCGCGGAGGGAGAAGAGUCCUGGAGAUGGAUGCUGGCGCUGCGGAACCCGGGGAGGAUGGAGGCUGGAGCCCGGCGGCGGCCGCGGGCUUCUGCCAACAACUGGAGCUCGGGGACUACGAUUCAGCCAAGAAGGCUCAAUUAACAGAGAUGCCGUCCCCGUUUGGGGUAGACCAAGCUCGCGAUAAAAAGAUUGGCCACAGGCGAAUAGAUGCCUCUGGUGAGACAACAUACAAAAAGACCACCUCUUCUGCUCUGAAGGGGGCCAUCCAAUUGGGUAUUGGAUAUACCGUCGGCAACCUCAGCUCCAAGCCUGAAAGAGAUGUCCUCAUGCAAGACUUUUAUGUAGUUGAAAGUAUCUUCUUCCCAAGUGAAGGCAGUAACCUCACUCCAGCCCACCACUACCCAGACUUCAGGUUUAAGACAUAUGCUCCUGUGGCCUUUCGCUACUUCAGAGAGCUCUUUGGGAUCCGACCAGAUGACUACUUGUUUUCUUUGUGCAAUGAGCCGCUGAUUGAGUUGACAAAUCCGGGCGCGAGUGGCUCCAUUUUCUAUGUGACUCGUGAUGAUGAGUUCAUCAUCAAAACAGUCCAGCACAAGGAGGCUGAGUUUCUGCAGAAAUUGCUCCCUGGUUACUACAUGAACCUGAACCAGAACCCCCGGACUUUGCUGCCAAAGUUCUUUGGCCUGUAUUGCGUCCAGUGUGGCGGCAAGAACAUCAGGAUUGUUGUGAUGAACAAUAUUUUACCGCGUUCUGUUCGCAUGCACCUUAAAUUUGACCUGAAAGGCUCCACAUACAAAAGGCGAGCGUCCAAGAAGGAAAGAGAGAAGUCCAAACCUACUUUUAAAGACCUGGAUUUUCUAAGCGACGUUCCCGAGGGGCUCAUUCUGGACCAGGAUACACACGGAGCUUUGGUCAAAACAUUACAAAGAGACUGUCUGGUUCUGGAGAGUUUUAAGAUUAUGGACUAUAGUUUGCUGCUUGGCGUACACAACAAGACGCUAGCGGAGAAGGAGCAUCAGUCCCAGGGCUCACCCACAGGAGGCGGGGAUGAGAAGAAGCCUGCAGGACAGAGAGCCUUAUAUUCCACUGCCAUGGAGUCCAUACAGGGGGGGUCAACAUGCAGGGACACACUGGACCAUGAUGAUACUAUGGGUGGUAUUCCAGCUGUGAGUGGUAAAGGAGAACGCCUAUUGCUGUUCAUUGGAAUCAUCGACAUUCUGCAGUCUUACAGACUUGUUAAGAAACUGGAGCACUCUUGGAAAUCUCUCAUCCAUGAUGGAGACACCGUAUCUGUUCACAGACCUGGUUUUUAUGCCGAGAGGUUCUACAAAUUCUGCAACACAAUUGUCUUCAAGAAGAGUUGCUCGCUGCGAUCGUCUCCGUCUAAGAAAGGCCGAGGGGCUCUCGCCAUGUCCAAGUCCGGCGCCGGAGCCAGCUCCGCUGGGAAACGCCCCUCGCUGAAUGAGGAGACCCAGGAAAACUUGGAUAACCUGGAGAAUCUAAGAGGAGCUCACAACUUCUCCAUGCUGGACGACAAUGGGAGAGACCCCCCCUGCACUCCUCCUUCUUUUGAAGAUGCUACCACAGCAUCUAUCGCCACCACUCUGUCAUCCAAUAACUCCUUACAGACCACCCCGUUUGAUACACCAGAGCAUCCACGUUACAGAAGGCAAAUCCAUUCACCGAUUGUGUCCAGAUCACAGAAAGAAGUGGUUGAGGUUCACGGUGAACGUCAGGACACCAUCACAGUGGAGGUGGAGCUCAGCAAAAUCCCUCAGAGCACAGAGCUCACAGACAUGACUUCGUCCAGCCAGCACUCACUCCAUCAUCAGACCUAUGUGGUUGCUUCAUCCACUCCCUCCUCUACCGGUCCAUCAUCCGCAUACUCUUCCUCCACCCUUCCGCCUUCCUUUGAUUCACCAUCUUCCACCGCUCAUCACGCUGCCCAGUCAUCCUCCUCACUGUCUUCAUCCAUCUGUCCAUCCACCAAACCGCUGACCUCUCUUGCUGCCACCCAGUCUUUCACCGUAUCCUCCGCAGUCUCUCGUUCAGCAGCACAAUCUGCAUUUACGAGCCCAGCUCCCACCUCCUCCACCCUCCCACCCGCAUCAGCGUUUACCCCUAUCUGCCCCACGUCCGCACUCUCAUCAGCCCAGAGCUCCUCUCACCACCUCCCAUCAACGCCUCCGUCCUCCGCACCCCCGAGCCCGAGCCCGCAGCCGGCGCAGCGGGCGUUGCGCAACCAGCUUUCCGUGUCCAGCAGCCACAACUCGUUGGAAGGGGAGCUGCAGGUUUCUGACAUCUACUUUUAUGCAGAUGGCAGAUACUGGGUGUACUCUCCAGUUCUUGGCCGUCGUAAACUUAAUUCUAGCGCAAGUUACAAUGCUCAGGAGGAGCAGAGCUGGGUGAACUCUCCAUUCCACUGCAGCUCAGAGUCCAGAAGGGGCUCAGAUGGGGAGACAUAACUCACAUUGGAGACAGCAGUGAUGGGUGAACUCAGAGGCCGCCUCCACAUGAGAGAGCUGUGAGGUUUUAAUAAUAAGUCCCCGCCGGGACACUGAAGAUCCGCUGCUGGAUGCUGAAGCUGCAUGUGAUCUGCUUUGUUGAGGGCAAAGACCGAAGGUGUGAAGAUGAGGAUGAAGCUUUGAUUCAUGAGCGCGUUUUGAAACAUUUAAAUGAAUGAACAGAUGGUACAGAAGUAUUAGUGCGUUAGAAAACUGAACUAAAGUUCUCGGACAAUCAGCCUGGCGUCAAGAGCAAAAUACAGUCACAUAAGCAGCAGUGUCAUUGGUCUUGAUGUUCCAACCUUUAUGAACUCACACAAGACCAACAAAAAGAUAAUGUUUAAAUUCCAAAGUUGCAGAAGAUAUAAAAGUCAGUUGUGGAAGCAGCAAGACAGUGCAGACAUCCUUCUCCCCAGCUCUGCCUAUGCAAUAUGUGUUACUGGUGUCUUGACUCAUGAAUAACACCUCAGACUUACUUCAUGCAUUUGUUUUUCACUAGUAGCAUGCCGGCUCUGUACCAUUUUAUUUGUAGCACUUUAUCAGUGUACGUGAGUUCUUUUGAAAUCCUGUGUUUUUAUGUUUUAUCAUCAGUUAUUGAUUGGAAACCCACCCAAACUCAAUUAAUGUUUAGUGAGCAGUUAAUUCUCAGUGUUCUUCUUCCUCCAGUGGUGUGUGUGGGUCCACUUUACACAUUUUGAUCUCACAGCGAAGGGUUUUGUUGAAAUUGCCUUACUUACUAACAUAUUAUCAUAAACAUUUUUUAUUAAACAAAAAUGAAGGUAUUUUCCAGUCACAUGUAGUCAUUUAGAAAAAAAAGUUAAAAACACAAACACGCAAAAUAUUUCUGUGUGAGUGAAGAGUCAAUAUAUUACAAAAGAACAUGGGAAAUAAUGGAGGAAGUUAUCUUUUGUAAAACGUCUGUUUGCAUAAGUCUGUACGUGCACUUAAAUCUCUGUGUGUGCAUGUUUCUGCAUGCAUGUGAUGUGUGACCGAGAGAUACUUGUGUAAGAUUUUACCGUCCUGCAUAUUUGUCAAAAUGUGAAAAAAAGGUGUUGUUAUAGACCAAAGGGGUUAAAAGCAGCUAUAAGCAUGUUUGCUGUGUGGAAAAGAAAAGAAAAUACAAGUUGGCUCAAUCUUUAAUGGCACUGGAUUGAUCUAAACUUUCAGAAUUAAACAAAGCGUGCUGAACUCAAAUAUACCCAGGUUGCUAUAGUUUACUGAGAAAAAAAAGUAUUAACUUCCAUCUUUGUACCAAGGUGAUACCUGCUGAAACAAGACUCAUAAUUAUGUUUGUAAUCACUAUUCUACCUUGCUACUGCUGAAAAUAACCAGCCUGUUUGUAGGCAACAGUAUAUGUAGCUUAUCACUGUGAAAAAUAUAAUAAAACGUUUAUAU